AUGGCGGCCGUGGCGGCCCCGCGGGGCGGAGCGCGGCGGCUGCAGCUGACCCUGGCGCUGCUCAAGCCGGACGCCGUGGCCCAUCCACUCGUUCGCGAGGCCGUGCACGCCGCCAUCCUCCGGCACCGGUUCCUCAUUGUCCGCGCCAAGGAGCUGCGGUGCGGCCCGGAGCAGAGCCGCCGCUUCUACCGGGAGCACGCAGGACGUUUCUUCUACCAGCGGCUGGUGGAGUUCAUGGCCAGUGGCCCCAUGUGGGCUUACAUCCUGGCGCAUGAGAACGCUGUCCCUCUCUGGAGAUCCCUGAUGGGACCCACUAAGGUGUUCCGAGCCCGACACAGCGAUCCAGACUCCAUCCGAGGUGCCUACGGCCUCACGGACACCAGGAACACGACCCAUGGCUCAGACUCUCCUGCCUCAGCCAGCAGAGAAAUUGCCUUUUUCUUCCCCGAGUUCGACGAGCAGCGCUGGUACGAGCAGGACGAGCCGCGGCUGCGGCGCGGGCAGCUCUACUACAGCGCCGAGGAGCGCGUGCACCGCGUGCUGGGGGCACGGCAGGCAGAGGUGACCUGAGUUACCCCUGGGAGGGCCGGUGUGCCGCCCAGCAGCACCUGUGGGCACAGAGCUGUGCCGUGUUUCGGGGACUGGGGGAGAGGGAAAGCCUCGUGCACGCUGUGCUGCCUGAGAUUAGGUUGUGCCACCUGGAAUCAGAUUAUUGGUGUGACACACUGGGCUGCUGCAGGAAGAGUUCCUCCAGCAGUGCUCGUGCUGACAGUCUGGCCAUGCAGCUCGCUGCCCCCUGGGUUUGUUUGGGUGUGAACAGGACGGGUGAGUUGGUCAAGGGCCAGGUGAAGGAUGGGUUGCUUGUUCCAGAUGGGAUUGGCCUGGAUUUGCUGAUGGGAGGCCUCAGGUUCUCCCUGCUGGCUGUUCCCACAGUGCCUUAGAGAAGGAAAAAGUGCAUGAAGAAAAGCAUCAGCAGGGUAAGAUGAACUGUCCUGUCCUUGCUCACCUGCAGCUGGGCUGGGAAGGAGAGUUGCCAAUAGCUCUUCAUGUGAGCCCACUUGGAGCCCUCAGUGUCCAUGGCCUGACUGGGUGUGUGGGGCAGUUCUGUGUCCCUGGGAAUGGGAUGGACAAGGCCACUGAAUUACCUAGAUACAUGAUGGGAUGAUGACAGGGUGGUGCAGGAGGGCUUAGCUGGGUGGUACAGAGCCAGGUCCUGGCAGGCUGACUGUGUUUCUCUCUGUGAUGCCAUGUGAGAUGUGUUCCUGGAUGGGAUUUCAGUUCAUUUCUGCUGUCUCCCCACGAGCUCCUUACAGUGCUGCCAUUUUAGUUACAGUGUGGUGUACCAGGGGAAUUUCCUUUGGGCAGUCCUAAUGCUCAGGCUGGGGAAGGUGCUGUGCUGUGCUCGGGGCAGAAAAGCUGAGCUGGGAUGCACCAGUGCCCUGGUACGUCACAGAGCCAAGGCAGGGGCUCUCCAGGUGCCUCCAGAGCUCCCUGAGCUGUUGGGUGGUGACCAGCAGUGCUCUGUGGUGGAGAGCACGGCCCAGAGCUGCCAUGGUUAAACUCACCCGUGUCUGUGUUCCCUCCUCCACCUGUCUGGGAUCAAAUGGUCGCUGUUCUGUUCCAGGUACAGAUCCAGGGAUCUGCGGGACAUCACUGCUGUCCCUGUCCUCAGCAGUGUCCAGAGUGGAUCUGCUCAGGGUCCCAUGUGUCUGCACAC
Messenger RNA from Catharus ustulatus (Swainson's thrush), 1717 nucleotides. It is a transcript of the gene NME6, whose product is annotated as NME/NM23 nucleoside diphosphate kinase 6. Gene Ontology annotation, biological process: UTP biosynthetic process; CTP biosynthetic process; GTP biosynthetic process. The record is from RefSeq and is a predicted model, not a curated record. Bases 1 to 570 code for a protein of 189 amino acids. The transcript is spliced from 5 exons. Gene Ontology annotation, molecular function: nucleoside diphosphate kinase activity. NCBI's taxonomy places the organism in Eukaryota, Metazoa, Chordata, Aves, Passeriformes, Turdidae.